Plasmodium gallinaceum is the source of this 1449-nucleotide messenger RNA. Its product is annotated as protein disulfide isomerase, putative. NCBI's taxonomy places the organism in Eukaryota, Apicomplexa, Aconoidasida, Haemosporida, Plasmodiidae. Gene Ontology annotation, cellular component: endoplasmic reticulum. Gene Ontology annotation, biological process: protein folding; response to endoplasmic reticulum stress. The transcript has 2 exons. Bases 1 to 1449 code for a protein of 482 amino acids. The record is from RefSeq and is a predicted model, not a curated record. Gene Ontology annotation, molecular function: protein disulfide isomerase activity.
AUGAAUGCAAAAUAUAUUUCUUUUUUUUUACUUUUAAUUCCUUUUGUUUUUCAAAAUUUUAUUCGUUCUCACGAGGACCUUUUUAAUGAUCUUGUGACGGAAAUACAUGAUGGUGAAUUAGAGAAAUUUAUAACUAAGAAUAAUAUUGUUUUAGUUAUGUUUUAUGCACCAUGGUGUGGACAUUGUAAAAGAUUAAUACCAGAAUAUAACGAAGCUGCUAAUAUUUUGUCAGAUAAAAAAAGUGAAAUCAAAUUGGCAAGUGUAGAUGCAACUACAGAAAAUGCAUUAGCACAAGAAUAUGGAAUUACAGGUUAUCCAACUUUGAUAUUAUUUAAUAAAAAAAGAAGAGUAAAUUAUGGAGGAGGUAGAACAGCACAAUUAAUAGUGGAUUGGCUUUUGCAAAUGACUGGGCCUGUAUUUACAGAAAUAGAAGGAAAUAUAGAAGAUGUUUUAUCUGAGAAAAAUAUUAGUGUAGCAUUUUAUUUAGAAUAUACUUCAGAAGAUAACGAACUAUAUAAAAAGUUUAAUGAAAUUGGUGAUAAAAAUCGUGAAUUGGCAAAAUUUUUUGUUAAAAAAAAUGAUAAACAUAACAAAUUAUAUUGCCAUAGAAAAGAUGAAAAUAAAGUAGAAUAUGAUGAAAAAACAUCAUUAGAUGAAUUUAUAAAUACGGAAUCCUUCCCAUUAUUUGGAGCAAUAAAUACAGAAAAUUAUCGUUUUUAUGCAGAAAGUUCAAAAGAAUUAGUUUGGGUAUGUGCAACGAAUGAACAAUAUAAUGAAAUAAAGGAAGAAGUAAGGUUAGCAGCAGCAGAACUAAGAAGUAAAACUCAUUUUGUUUUGUUAAAUGUCCCUGAAUAUGCUGACCAUGCAAAAGCUUCAUUAGGAUUAAAUGAAUUUCCUGGUUUAGCUUUUCAAUCAAGUGAAGGAAGAUUUUUAUUACCAAAUGCUAAAGAAUCAUUACGUAAUCAUAAAGAAAUAAUUAAAUUUUUCAAAGAUGUAGAAGAAGGAAAAAUUGAAAAAUCUCUUAAAUCAGAACCAAUACCUGAAGAAGAUAAGGAUGCACCUGUUAAAGUAGUUGUAGGAAAUUCAUUUGUAGAUGUAGUUUUAAAAAGUGGAAAAGAUGUACUUAUUGAAAUUUAUGCUCCAUGGUGUGGACAUUGUAAAAAAUUACAACCUAUUUAUGAAGAACUUGGAAAACAUUUAAAAAAAUAUGAUUCUCUAAUUAUUGCAAAAAUGGAUGGUACUCUUAAUGAAACCCCAAUUAAAGAUUUUGAAUGGUCUGGUUUUCCCACUAUAUUUUUUGUAAAAGCAGGAUCAAAAGUACCUUUACCAUAUGAAGGAGAAAGAACAUUGAAGGGUUUUGUUGAUUUUUUAAAUAAACAUGCUACAAACACUCCUAUUUCUAUUGAAGGUGUUUCACAAGAUACAGAUGGAAGCGAAGAAGAAUUAUAA